AUGACACUAGUUUCUAAAUCAUUUCAAAAUGAAUACUCUCUAGAAAAGAGAAAGCAUAUUAGUGCAAAGAUCAGAAAUAGAUACAAAGAUAGAUUACCAAUUAUUGUUGAAAGAGCACCAAAUUCUAAUAUACCCGAAAUACCAAAGAAGAAGUUCUUGGCACCAUGCGAUAUGGUAGUCUCUAAAUUCUUGAUGGAGAUUCGUAAACAUCUUGCAGAGACUGGUGGCCAGAUGAAUGACAAGACCGCCAUCUUUCUCUUUGUAAAUAAUAAUGUCCUUCCGCCAUCAAGCAAUCAGAUAUCAACCAUUUAUGAAUUAUACAAAAACGAAGAUGGUUUCCUCUAUAUCACUUAUAGUGGAGAGAAUACUUUUGGUGGAUUAUGUGAGAAUGAAACUCUAAUUUAA
This is a messenger RNA of Cavenderia fasciculata, 405 nucleotides long. RefSeq names its product MAP1-LC3 domain-containing protein. Lineage: Eukaryota; Evosea; Eumycetozoa; Acytosteliales; Cavenderiaceae. Gene Ontology annotation, cellular component: cytosol; autophagosome. The transcript is spliced from 3 exons. The coding region runs from base 1 to 405 and encodes 134 amino acids. The record is from RefSeq and is a predicted model, not a curated record. Gene Ontology annotation, biological process: cellular response to nitrogen starvation; macroautophagy.